AUGGGACCUAAGAAAAUGUCUUUGGGCGAAUUCUACGCCGAUGAAAGUCUAGGAGGAUCCUGGGCCGAUGAUGACAUAGAUAUCAAUUCGAUCGCCGUAUCACUCCACAAACCAGAGCCGUCCAAUUAUUUCAAUCGAAGUGACCAAGGCUCCUUCGGUCGUGGCAAUGGCUAUGGUUCGUAUUCAUCGGGUAUGGGUGGAGACCAUAUGUUCAAUGGCCGUGGAGGGAGGAAUGAUGCGAUGCUUCGCAACUUAAAACCUCCGUUUAUUGCAAAACUUACUAAUCUACCCGAAAGAGCUACUGGUAGGCUUGUAUCGGAUUUAUUUGGAUCCAGAUUCACUCAAUUUGAAAAAUGCAAGGUGCUGAAGGACCCCAACCCUCCUGCCCCACGAUUUAAUAUCUCUUCAUCUGGCAAAGUGGAACGCAAAUGUGCGUAUGUGCAGUUGCCCAGUGUACGCGAGUUACAAAAAGUGCUCAAGUGGAACGAUGUCUUUAUUGACAGACUCAGAAUCAAUGUGGAUGUGGCUGAUUUCCAGGACUUUGUGGAUGUGCAAAAAUACAAUAAAGAAAUUGGCUACGACGACGAGGAAGAGGAGAAGAAACAGGCACAUACUGAAAAUGCUCCAGUGGAGAAACGCAAGAUAGCUACGCGUCCAGUGAAUGGUCAAGAGGUGGCUCCCGUUAGGUCACCUUCCCCCGUCUCGUCAGCAGGCCAAUCAAAACCCAAGCCCAAUCCUUUUGGAAAUGCAAAACCUGUUGACACAGCCAGCAAGCUUCUGGCACUUGAAAACCAAGAGAAGACACUUGCUGCAGUCAAACCAGUCUCACAGCCAAAAUCAAAUCCAUUUGGUGCUGCCAAACCCGUUGACGUUCUUUCAAAGCAAUUAGAAAUUGAGAAGAAAUUACAGGAUCUAGCCAUCAACAGCACGACGUUCAAGACGAUAGCUGGUGCUGAGAAGGAGCAAGAAAAAGAGAGAUCUUUGUCUCCUAAGAAGAAGCACCAGCCACGAUCACAAGAAAGCAGAACUGCUAAGAUAACAACCGGCAAAGGCUCCAGACCGGACAGCAGGGCCCGUGAAAAGAGACAGUCCCGAAAGGAAGAGAGAAAAGAACGCGUUUCAAAAGAAAUCGCAACUACUGAGAGAGAGGACAGGAAAGCAGGAGAGUCACCUUCGACACCGCAGGACCAGGAGUCCAAGAAUGACGGAAUUGUACCAGCAGAAGACCAGAAUCAUAGCGAAGGUGGAUUACAAACGCCCCCUGAGGACGAAAAAGCGGAUAAAACCGAAAAUGAAGACCCUGUGAAAAUUAGACCAAGGUCCAGAAAAGAGCCCAAGCCAAAGGAUACGAAAAGAAACAAAGACGAAGCAAAGUCUGCAGAGACCGUGGAUGAGCAGAGAGAAUCAUCGAAAGACAGCUCGGAAAGCAGUUCUUCCGAAUCAAAAGAGAAAUCCAAUACACGUCGCGAAAGAAGGCCAAAAGAUGCUUCCCAUAGGAAUCCCCAUAACACGCGGUACGUGCGCGAUGGCGAGCCGCCUAUCCGUGGUAGAGGCAGGAGCAGAGGCCGUGGCGGCCGUGCCGUGAAUUUCCGGCCAAAAGAGGGAAUUACGCCAGCAGAAAAUUGGGAAAGAGGAGACAAGCUUAAGGAGCAGAGCACCGAGGAGAACGCCGAUUCUAAGGAAAAACCUGUGAAUCAGACGGAAAAUGAAACCAAGAAACCUGUUGGGGAUGACUCGCAACCGGAGACCGAGAGAUUAUCCAGACCAUUCCGCAGAGGACGUCUUGGUGGCAGAGGACGCGGACGUUUUGCAACGCACCAGUACACCAGUUUAAAGUAUGUCAAACCAGGACUUGCACGCAACGGGGAGCCGUUGAAGCAUAACGAGAAGGAGACCUAG
Ogataea parapolymorpha DL-1 is the source of this 1899-nucleotide messenger RNA. RefSeq lists its product as uncharacterized. The record is from RefSeq and is a predicted model, not a curated record. The transcript is spliced from 2 exons. Bases 1 to 1899 code for a protein of 632 amino acids. Gene Ontology annotation, molecular function: nucleic acid binding. NCBI's taxonomy places the organism in Eukaryota, Fungi, Ascomycota, Pichiomycetes, Pichiales, Pichiaceae.